CUGUACUCCAAGGUGGUCAAGAAUUCCUGGAAUCCAGUCUCCGAAAGGGCCAGAAAUACAGCAGAGCGGACUCUCUCCUCAUCUUCUUCCUGAGCUCCAUGAUAAUCCCCUCCUCCAACCUCUUUUGUGGGCUUUGAAUCCUGGUUGAAUUAAAAAUCUAACAUCAGAAUGCUUCCAACUGAUGCGAUUUGGGGGGGGUUCUUCCUAUUGCACAUUUGUAUUGGGUACAUGGGGAACUCGCUGCUCCUGGGGUUUUAUGUGUACACCUUUUUAACUCAGUCUCACCUGAAAAAGCCCAUUGACAGGAUCCUCCUCCACCUGACCUUGGUCAAUAUCUUGACCAUCACGUUCCGGUUAAUACCAGACGCGGUGUCAUCCUUCGGAGCGAGACAUUUCCUGAACGAUGCUGGUUGUAAGGCCAUGAUGUUCAUGUACAGAGUAACCCGGGGUCUUUCCAUCUGUACCACCGCCCUCCUGAGCGCCUUCCAAGCUGUCACCAUCAGUCCUGGGAAUUCUAAGUGGGCGUGGCUGAAAUCGAUAAGCUCUGGGUGCAUCUACCCCGCCCUCCUUUUCUUCUGGGGCAUCAACCUGCUCAUCUACAUCCACAUCAUCCUGGCGACGGAAGCCAAUCCCAACAACACAGUUGCCGGGUCCAUGUACUCAUCCCUCUACUGCCGGACGUCGCGGUCCACAGGCAAUUCCCAGACGUUUUUGAGCGCCAUGGUGAUUCGAGACCUCCUCUUUGUGGUCCCCAUGAUGGGGUUCAGCCUCUACAUGGUGAAUCUCAUCUACAGACACCGCCAGAGGGUCCGGCACAUGCACAGCUCUAGGCUCUACUCUCAAACGCCUCCUGAAAUCAAAGCCACCCACACUAUUGUUUUGCUGGUAAGUUGCUUUGUUUUCUUUUAUUGUGCAAACAACUUCAGUACCUUUUAUGUGUUUUAUAGACUCCAAAAAAACCCAGGACUGGAGAGAAUUACUGGCACCCUUGCAUCCUGCUACCCAACCAUCUGCCCUUUUGUGCUAAUGAAAAAUAAUAAGAUCAUGUCCAAAUUUACUUCUUCCCUUUCACAGAUGAGAAUUACUUUUUCUGGAAGAGCUUUCAGUAGAUGA
Messenger RNA from Phacochoerus africanus (Common warthog), 1113 nucleotides. Its product is annotated as vomeronasal type-1 receptor 1-like. The coding region runs from base 169 to 1113 and encodes 314 amino acids. Gene Ontology annotation, molecular function: pheromone receptor activity. Gene Ontology annotation, cellular component: membrane. NCBI's taxonomy places the organism in Eukaryota, Metazoa, Chordata, Mammalia, Artiodactyla, Suidae. The transcript has a single exon. Gene Ontology annotation, biological process: G protein-coupled receptor signaling pathway. The record is from RefSeq and is a predicted model, not a curated record.